UUUCACAUUUGAAUUAAGUAAAUACUGAAACAGAACUUUAUAUUAAUCCAGCUCCUGUUGAGUUUUCAGUUCAAUUAAUAGUUUAAUAAACUCCAAAUAAUGUCUGCCUACUCAAGCGCUUCCACCACCCAGGCCACUGGAACAGGUGCAUCGGACCUGGACACAGAAUCUGUGGAAGUUCUGCGGGAGCGGCUGAGCACUAUGAAGCGACUGAUGGCCGAGCGCACGGCUCAGCAGCAGAACAAUCCUGCAUCCACAGAGGAAAUCUUCUCCACCAAGCGCCACCGCUCUGCGGGCAUUAUCGACGGAAACUUCCUGAGCAUCGCCUUUGGCGGUGCUUUGCUUGUGAUUAUAACGGUUUCAGUGUACGCCUUCUACAAUCUCUACCAUGCCAUACUCAAGAAGUUCCCCUCCCACCACGAGGAGCUGUAAAUCAUGGCAUGCCUCCCCUCUAUCCAUCUAAACAGUAUUACAAUUAUGCAUUUACUAAUAAAAAUACGUAGUUCGAAUUGAAACCGA
Drosophila subobscura is the source of this 519-nucleotide messenger RNA. RefSeq lists its product as uncharacterized. NCBI's taxonomy places the organism in Eukaryota, Metazoa, Arthropoda, Insecta, Diptera, Drosophilidae. The transcript has 2 exons. The coding region runs from base 100 to 432 and encodes 110 amino acids. The record is from RefSeq and is a predicted model, not a curated record.